Messenger RNA from Manihot esculenta (cassava), 804 nucleotides. RefSeq lists its product as uncharacterized. The coding region runs from base 122 to 556 and encodes 144 amino acids. NCBI's taxonomy places the organism in Eukaryota, Viridiplantae, Streptophyta, Magnoliopsida, Malpighiales, Euphorbiaceae. The transcript has a single exon. The record is from RefSeq and is a predicted model, not a curated record.
CAAUCUCCUUAUCUGAUGACUGACGGAUGCUCAAAGAAUUCUUCGUUUCAGGGAAGGAAGGGCUCUGUUCUCUUUUAAUAUUUGAAACCCUAGAAGAACCCAUCGCUAUCUGCCACAUCAAAUGGAACAACCGCCACUCCCAAAUACUAAUCCCCAAGCCCCAUCCAAGGAUUACAACAAACCUCCCAAGAAGAAGCCACCAACCCCUCAAGAACUCAUUUCCCACUACCAAACUCAAGGCCUGGACUCCCAAGAAGCGUCUGUCAAGGUCAUUGAGGAUCUCCAGAAUGUGCUCUUUAGGGUUAUCUCCUCUAACAAUAAGAACAGGAAGGACAAGCUCGUUUCUGAGACAUCAAGAAAGGUUGAUAUGGUCAACAACAGACUCGCUGUUCUUGAUAUGAAGUUGGAUUCCAAGCCUGGGUAUGUGGAGACUUUCGCUAUUGGGCUUGCUUCUGGGGCUGCUUUUAGAGGGAUCGAAAGUGUCUGGCCUCAUGUUUUGGGGGGUGUUGGCCAGAUUUGGAAUGCUGUCACUAGUGCCACUAAACCUCCUCCUUGAUUGAACGAGGGAAACGCAAUUUGGGGGUUUUGAAUUGUUGACAUUUGGGGGGAUUAUGUGUGUUCAAUGGUAAUCUUGGAAGAUUUUGAUUGGAGUUAUUGUACUAGUUUGUCACGUUCAGUGAAGAAUGUUCUACCUAGAUUGAAAACUUUUAAUUUUUAGCAGUGUACACAAUCUUCUCCCUUGGGAAUAAUCGUGUUGAAUGUUAGUUAUUUUUUGGUGAAUGGGAAGAAACAUAUCUUUUUCUA